AUGAUGAUGGACUAUACAUUGUUUGGUGAUGUUGUUUGCUUUGAUACAACUUACAGAAUCAAUAAUGCCAAUCAUCCUUGUGCGCCGAUAAUUGGAGUUAAUCAUCAUAAGGAAAUUGUUGUCUUUGGUGUAACAUUACUCUAUGAUGAAACUGCAGCUUCUUUUGAAUGGUUGUUCACAACAUUUCUCGAGGUUAUGAGAGGGAAACAACCAAUAACUAUAUUCACAGAUCAAGACGCAGCCAUGGCUAAGGCGAUAGCAAAGGUAUUUCCUAAAACUUAUCAUCGAAUAUGUUCAUGGCAUUUAUUCCAAAAUGCUCUCAAGCAUCUUGGUCAUGCUUUUAGAAAAUCAAAUAAGUUUGGUGCAGAUUUCAAAAGUUGUAUGUAUGAUUUUGAGUAUGAUGAAGACUUUAUUAAUGCAUGGGACUCUUUGCUUGAAAAACACAAGGUCCGAGAUGAUAAAUGGUGUAUGAAUAUCUUUGAAGAAAGAAUAAAAUGGCCAAUGGCUUAUGGUAGACAUGCUUUUUCAGCGGGCAUUAGAAGCACUCAAUUAUGUGAAAGUUUCAAUAGCCGCAUGAAAUGUUAUGUGAAGCCUAGAUUCAAUGUAUUGGAAUUUUUUACCAGAUUUGAAAAGUUGUUAGAUGAUGUGAGAUACCAAGAAUUGGAAUCUAAUUAUGAGAUGAGACACUUUAAACCACCAUUGAAGAUGAAUGUUCCUAUCUUAAGAGGUGCCAGAGAUGUGUAUACAUCUAAUAUCUUUGAUUUAUUUCAGCAAGAAUAUGAGAAGUCCUUGGGGAUUAUAGUUCAAACAUGCAUUGAAGAUCCUCCUUUAUAUGAAUACAAGGUUUGUGUAUAUGAGCUACAAAGAGAACAUAAGGUUAUUUUUAAUUCAGAAGAUAAAUCAAUCAGUUGUUCCUGUAUGUCUUUUGAGUUUGUUGGAUACUUGUGUAGCCAUGCACUAAAAGUCCUAGAUAUUUGGAAUAUAAAAGUACUCCCUUCUCAAUAUAUGAUAAAAAGAUGGACAAAACAUGCACGUGAGGAUUGUUUAUUGGACUAUGGUGGGAAAAUUGUAAAAGCAGAUCCUAGACAGAUUGUUUCAAACAGAUGCAAGGAUCUAAACCGCAAUGCAGUUAAAGUGGCAACCAGGACAACAGAAUCUGAGGAUGCAUCUAUCUUUUUUGCUCGAAAAAUUCUUGAAUUGAGCCUUGAAGUGGAGAAGUUUUUCACUAAAUCUAAUAAAAAUAUAGAUGAUGGAUCUUCUAACUCUAUGGACUAUGGCCAUGAAUGCUUCUCAAAGUGUGGGCAAUAA
Messenger RNA from Dioscorea cayenensis subsp. rotundata (Guinea yam), 1308 nucleotides. RefSeq names its product protein FAR1-RELATED SEQUENCE 5-like. Gene Ontology annotation, molecular function: zinc ion binding. The coding region runs from base 1 to 1308 and encodes 435 amino acids. NCBI's taxonomy places the organism in Eukaryota, Viridiplantae, Streptophyta, Magnoliopsida, Dioscoreales, Dioscoreaceae. Gene Ontology annotation, biological process: regulation of DNA-templated transcription. The record is from RefSeq and is a predicted model, not a curated record. The transcript has a single exon.